Molecule: messenger RNA, 1719 nt
Organism: Botrytis byssoidea
Lineage: Eukaryota; Fungi; Ascomycota; Leotiomycetes; Helotiales; Sclerotiniaceae
Exons: 3
Coding region: 1-1719 (572 amino acids)
Biological process (GO): transmembrane transport
Molecular function (GO): transmembrane transporter activity
Source: RefSeq, a predicted model, not a curated record
AUGUCGUCAACUACAGCACCAGCUGUUCCCUCCACAAUAGCCUCUUCAGCCCCAUCCAUAGAUGACAAGCCCCAAAGACUUGAACGAUCAGAAGAUGCCUUUACAACAGAUUCAGAGAAAGGCCCAGUAACUACCAGUCCACCACCUGAGCCUGAACAAGUGAGAACAGUUACUGGUUGGAAAUGGAUCGUCAUUUGUGUCGGUUUCUAUGUCGCUACUUUCUUAUACGGCUUGGAUAACACUAUCGCUGCUGAUAUUCAAUCUGCUGUCCUUGGAACCUACGGUGAUAUUUCAAAGCUGUCUUGGUUGGGUACUGGUUUCCCGUUGGGUUCCAUUGCUACGAUUCUCACUAUUGGUAAAGCAUAUGGCACUUUCAAUGUCAAGUGGACCCAUGUUGUUUCAGUCGUUAUCUUCAUCGUCGGUAGUGCUGUGUGCGGUGCGGCGCCUAACAUGAAUGCACUCAUUGUUGGAAGAGUCAUUGCCGGUGUAGGAGGUGCUGGAAUGUAUCUCGGGACCUUGAACUUGGUCGCCAUCAAUACUACCAUUACAGAACGUCCUCUUUAUCUGGGAGGUGUUGGUAUCACCUGGGGUCUUGGGACGAUUCUUGGUCCUGUCAUUGGAGGAGCCUUCGCAGAUUCAGAAGCAACCUGGCGAUGGGCCUUCUAUAUCAACUUAGUCAUCUUCGCUAUUGCUGUACCGGCUCUUCUUUUGAUCCCAUCAUUCGACCCACAACCCGACCUGGACGUCCUUCACAAAGUUAGGCACGUUGAUUGGAUUGGAGCUUUGUUAAACGCUGGUCUCUUUACUUCAUUCGUCAUCGCUCUUACCUUCGGUGGUGCCAACUGGCCUUGGAACGACGGACGCACCAUUGCCACAUUCGUCUCCUGUGGUGUUAUCUUCACCCUUUUCGCAGUCCAGCAACAAUUCUGCAUUUUCACCACACCCGAAGAUCGAUUGUUCCCAGUACAAUUCCUCAAAUCACGAACUAUGAUUCUCCUAUUCAUCUGUACCGCAGCAGCAGGAACCGCACUCUUCGUCCCAAUCUUCUACAUCCCUCUCUUCUUCCAAUUCUCCAAAGGCGAUGAUGGCAUUCAAGCCGCUGUCAGACUCAUGCCAUUUAUUGUUCUUUACAUUGUAGUCGUCAUGUCGCAAGGAAUACUUAUGCCAAAGAUUGGUUACUACUGGCCAUUUUUCGUUCUCUGGGGUAUGUUCGCUCUCGCUGGAGGUGCCGCAAUGACUACAGUCACCACCUCUACAAACGCAGGCUCGAUCUAUGGCUGGAGUAUUCUCAUCGCCAUUGGCUGCGGUAUGAUCACUCAAGCCUCCUACAGUAUCGCCCCAGCUAUCCUCGGCCGUGAUGGUCGUGGCCAAGAAGUCCCUGCAUCCAUCGGAUACAUCAACGUAGCUCAAAUCGGCGGUGUAGUCAUCGGUCUCGCAGUCUCCGGUACAGUUUUCCAGAGCACAGCAUUUAAGAAUGUCAACAACGCAUUUGCGGGCAAAGGCUUCUCAGCAGACCAAAUCAGAAGCGCAAUCGCCGGAUCCCAAAGUGCGCUAUUCCAAAGCGUGUCACAAGAACUUAGAGACAAAGCUAUUGAGGGAAUCGUGCAAGCAAUUGACAAAACUUACUACUUGGUUGUAGCUGGUGCGGCAUUGACAUUGCUAUUGAGUUUCUUGUUGAAGAGGGAGAAGUUGUUCAUGGAGAUGGCUGUAGGUGGAUAA